UGUUCAGUGUUCGCUGGAGGACUUUUAUUUUGGCGCUUCCCGUUGCUCGUAGGAGCGGAAGUUUUGCAGUGUGUCACACGUGUUUAUGAAAACUCAGAAAAAUGGCGAAAAACGGCAAAUUAAAGCAGAAAUCAAAGUUUACGAGUGGCGUAAAACCGAGGAAGAAGCAGAGGAAAUGUGUGCUGAUGUUCGACGACAAAGACAGACAAGACUUCCUGACGGGUUUCCACAAGCGUAAAGUGGAGCGGCGGAAAGCGGCGCUGGAGGAGAUCAAGAACAAGCUGAAGGAGGAGCAGAAGCGCGUCAGAGAUGAGAGACACAAAGAGUAUCUGAAGAUGCUGCAGGAGCGCCGACAGGCUAUGGAUGAAGCAGACGAGCUGGUGGAUGCGAUCACAGGCACUACAGAGAGCGUUCAGUACGACCAUCCCAACCACACCGUCACCGUGACGACCAUCAGCGACCUCGACCUAUCAGCAACCAGAUUACUGGAGCCAGAUCAGCAGAGAGAGGAAGAGCGUGAGGAGGGAGGAGGAGGAUGGUGGAAAAAUACAAGCCCUUCCGAAGAAAGCUGGACACCCCCUCAUGUCCAAAAAGAUCCAGAGACUCACUUCGUCACUGAACACCUUCACCAAACAGAAGAAGAACAGGAAACGGAUGCCCAAACAGGAAAUGAGGCAGAGAAAGCAUCAGAGCGACGGGAAGUCGUCAUCGUUCGCUCAGAACAAGAAGCUACGAAAGGGAAAAACCACCGUGAGAGAGCGACGCAGGCGAACGGGCCGGAACGAGCGCUAUCAGGACUGACGAGCGUCAGACGACAGAGCGGCGGCGGCAGUGAUUAUCCGACUGACGCUCCGCUAAACUCACAGACUGUCCAUCGCCGGUGUGUUUCUACUUCACGUGUUUGAUACCUUAAGGACAUUAAAAAGGAAUCUUUCA
Messenger RNA from Labeo rohita (rohu), 936 nucleotides. It is a transcript of the gene nol12, whose product is annotated as nucleolar protein 12. Gene Ontology annotation, cellular component: nucleolus. Gene Ontology annotation, molecular function: RNA binding. The transcript is spliced from 6 exons. The coding region runs from base 102 to 905 and encodes 267 amino acids. NCBI's taxonomy places the organism in Eukaryota, Metazoa, Chordata, Actinopteri, Cypriniformes, Cyprinidae. The record is from RefSeq and is a predicted model, not a curated record.